CUCAAGAUUUCGAGUGCCCGAUGGAAGAGGGAACAUUUGCCCACGAAACAUACUGCUACCUCUACUAUGUCUGCAUCGAAUACCACCACACCCUCUUGGAAUGCUUUGGAGACAACCUUUUCGAUGAUGUCAAGAAAACAUGCGAGGAUCCAGAAAUAGUCGAUUGCGGAGAUCGCCUUCCUAGACCGACAAGAAACUUCAAGUACGUCGACAACAGAAACGACAGAGAUGACAACGGAAUCGCCCACGACGACGGAAUCGCCCACGACGACGGAAUCGCCCACGACGACGGAAUCGCCUACGACGACGGAAUCGCCCACGACGACGGAAUCGCCUACGACGACGGAAUCGCCCGCGACGACAGGAACAGGUGA
Messenger RNA from Darwinula stevensoni, 374 nucleotides. Lineage: Eukaryota; Metazoa; Arthropoda; Ostracoda; Podocopida; Darwinulidae. The record is from the annotation of a GenBank genome assembly.